Vollenhovia emeryi is the source of this 657-nucleotide messenger RNA. RefSeq names its product UPF0586 protein CG11596-like. NCBI's taxonomy places the organism in Eukaryota, Metazoa, Arthropoda, Insecta, Hymenoptera, Formicidae. Gene Ontology annotation, molecular function: S-adenosylmethionine-dependent methyltransferase activity. The transcript is spliced from 3 exons. The annotation marks the transcript as partial. The record is from RefSeq and is a predicted model, not a curated record.
UGCAAUCCAACGCAUCUCGUCGUAUUGAAGAGAGUUUCUAAUCGCGCAUUUACAAGGUUUCUUUCACCACUUUUGUUUCCAGUAAGAAAGUUGGACAUAGACAGAAGUUAUCUCGUACAGUUCUUGACCGCGGGUGACUUUUUGGAGGUUUAUGCGGAGAGUAAUCAUUGGGAUUGCGUCGCGACAUGUUUCUUUAUAGAUUGCGCCAAUAAUGUUGUGCAAUUUAUAGAAACGAUCUACAAGAUCCUAAAGCCGGGCGGCAUCUGGAUAAACCUCGGACCAUUGCUCUAUCAUUUCAGCGACCUACCAAACGAGGAGUCGAUCGAGCCCAGUUACGACGCCAUCCGCGACGUUAUACUUGGCUUCGGCUUUCAAUUGGAGAAGGAGCAGGCAAAAGUGAAAACGCGUUAUGCCCAAAAUAUAAACAGUAUGUUACAGUGCGAAUACAAUAGCGUGUACUUUGUUUGUCGGAAGCCCGACCGACAUGAAGACGGUGUGAAUCACAAUCAGAACGGAGACGAAACUAAUAGUGCGCGAGAACAAGAAAACUGAUUAAAGCGUGAUUAAUGACGUUUUUCUUUGAAAGAAGAAAUGUUGAACACUUGAAAAGUUAUUGCUUAAGUGCACCCGUGUUUCAUGAACUAUAUAUAGAUACAC